Zea mays is the source of this 2199-nucleotide messenger RNA. RefSeq names its product Protein kinase superfamily protein. NCBI's taxonomy places the organism in Eukaryota, Viridiplantae, Streptophyta, Magnoliopsida, Poales, Poaceae. The record is from RefSeq and is marked provisional. Gene Ontology annotation, molecular function: protein kinase activity; ATP binding. The transcript has 5 exons. The coding region runs from base 206 to 1681 and encodes 491 amino acids. Gene Ontology annotation, biological process: protein phosphorylation.
CGGCACCGCGCCUCCCUCCCCCCCUUCCCCAAAUCCUCCUCCCCUCCCCAAUUGGGCCAAUAGCCCGCUCCGCUUCCAGUCGCGGCGUCGGUCGGGGAAGAAGCUUCGCUCCCGUGCCGCAGAUCGGGAGAGGAGCUCCCCGCUCCCGCCUCGUCGUCCGCUUCCCCGCCGCCGGUCUCUCCGGGAGGCGUCUCCGUCGCCGGCGAUGAGCUGCUUCGUCUGCUUCGGGUCGGCGGCGCAGGACGAGGAGCCUAGGAAGCCCGCUGCCGCGGGCGCCGGCAAGGACGCCGCGCCGGAUCGCGCAGUGGCUCGCGUCGGAUCAGAUAAAUCAAGAUCACAGGGUGGACCAGACUCUAAGAAGGAUCUAAUUAUCCAUAAGGAUGGGAAUAGUCAAAAUAUUGCAGCACAGACUUUCACUUUUCGUGAGCUCGCUGCAGCCACUAAGAACUUCAGGCAAGAUUGCCUUUUAGGAGAGGGAGGUUUUGGUCGUGUAUAUAAAGGACGCUUGGAGAAUGGGCAGGCUGUUGCUGUGAAACAACUUGAUCGUAAUGGUCUCCAAGGAAACAGGGAAUUUCUGGUUGAGGUUCUCAUGCUCAGUCUCUUACAUCACACUAACCUGGUCAAUCUAAUUGGCUACUGUGCUGAUGGUGACCAACGCCUUCUUGUUUAUGAGUUUAUGCCAUUGGGGUCACUAGAAGAUCAUCUGCAUGAUCUGCCACCAGAUAAAGAGCCUCUUGAUUGGAACACACGGAUGAAGAUAGCUGCAGGUGCAGCUAAGGGCUUAGAACACCUUCAUGACAAGGCGAGUCCUCCUGUGAUUUACCGGGAUUUUAAGUCAUCAAACAUUCUUCUUGGAGAAGGAUUUCAUCCGAAGCUAUCGGACUUUGGCCUUGCAAAACUUGGUCCGGUUGGUGACAAGACCCAUGUUUCAACACGUGUGAUGGGUACAUAUGGCUACUGUGCCCCAGAAUAUGCAAUGACUGGGCAGCUGACGGUUAAAUCCGAUGUGUAUAGCUUUGGUGUUGUGUUCCUUGAACUUAUCACGGGGCGUAAAGCAAUUGACAAUACUAAGACCCAAGGGGAGCAAAAUUUAGUGGCAUGGGCUCGUCCACUGUUCAAGGACCGAAGGAAAUUCCCUAAAAUGGCUGAUCCAAUGCUUCAGGGCCGCUUCCCUAUGAGGGGUCUAUACCAGGCCUUAGCCGUUGCUGCCAUGUGCUUGCAAGAGCAAGCUGCUACACGUCCUCACAUCGGGGAUGUCGUCACUGCUCUCUCAUAUCUUGCUUCUCAGGCAUAUGACCCAAAUGCCCCUGUUCAACACGUCCGGAGCAAUUCAUCCACCCCCAGGGCCAGAAACCCUGCUGGGUGGAACGGCGACCAGCGCAGCGUGCGCUCGCCUAACCAUCAUUCUCCAGACCCGCGGCGCAGAGACGCUGCGGGGGCAUCCAAGUAUGGAGCAGAGGUUAGCAGGACUAGCUCUACCAGCGACUCUGGCCGGCGAUCAGGCCUGGAUGACAUGGACCUGACCGGGUCGCAAGUGGGAAGCCCAGCGCAGACCGGAAGAAGAAGAGAAGCUCCAAGGGGCACCGACAGACAGCGUGCUGUCGCAGAGGCCAGGACAUGGGGGGAGAAUUCAAGGGAGCGAACAAAUGGCCAUGGCAGCUUCGACAGCACCCAUGAGUGAAGCCGUCAGGUUCUGUUCCAGUCAUCAUUCCAGAACCCCCACCAUGGGUUGAGUCCACUCAUUCAUCAGCACCAGUCAGAUCCGAUCUUGGGACAUGGCGUCGGUCCAAGUGUCUGUGAAUAAGGCUUUUCUUGCCCUCCUGUGGCGAAUGCAAUUCUCCUGGCGCCCAUUCCUUGCCAAUGCGACCUGUGUGUGUCAUGCCUCUGGCGACUGGGAGCCUCAGGAGGAGCCUGUAGGAUUCAGUCAGAGGUAGACAGGUCAGUGAAGAAAGAGGAGGGGCGCGGAGUCACAUUGGCGAGUGUUUUGUUUUUUUUGGCGGCUAAAUGCUGAGUAUGUUCAGCUGCAUGUGUCCUUUUUGUGUAUGUGUACGUGUAAGACGUGUAAUAGCAACCGUGUCAGGUUUGGCUACCUGAGAGGCCUUUGAAGCUUCUGCUGCUGCUUCCUUCCCCUUGGGAAUUGGGAGUUCAGAGUUGAAAUGUAGGAUAGGCGAUGUUGUUGAGUACAUCAACUGUUUUUAC